UGUUAUAGUUAAUACAUUUUAUGGUUGUAGCCCACUAUAAAAAAAAGUAUGUAAAAAUCAGUAUUGGGCUGCUGUGAUACUGUUCAUCCAAACAAACAUGGAAGUCUUUGCCCCAAUCACAUCUCUCGGUGGAGCUUGAUUAUUAUCACCUGCGUGUUCACCUGCGAGCAAAAACAAUGAGACUCUAUCACCGUUAGGUUUGUGUUAGCCACUAUCGACGGCUGGAAAUUAUUUUCGCGCUGAAUCAUGCUGAGCAACAACACCGGCCCAGUGUUUCUGAAAAUAACUGCAGGCCAAACUGUACUUGUCCAUAAUUGAUGACGUGAUUGAGAGUAUGAGGGAGCUGUUUUUGGAUGAAGGGCUUGAAGACCGCGUCCUGGACGAUUUAAGACAUCUUUGGGAGUCAAAGAUGAUGCAGUCAAAAGCAAUGGAAGACUUCAGGAAAAAUAAUAUCAACUCAUCCAACUUUGUACUGCAGCUCCCUGCCAGCUACAGUCGGACAGAUCAAGAACUCACAACCUCAGUUUUGAUCCCCGCAAGUCACAAUAUCCACAGUUUUCCAAUGAAGACCAACUCGGAGACUCUUGCUACUUUCUCCCUUCCUGCAGGGUUAUCCUACCCUGUGCAAAUACCAGCUGGAGUCACUCUUCAAACUGCCUCUGGUCAACUUUACAAGGUCAACGUUCCUGUUGUGGUAACUCAGGCUCCGGCAGUUCAGCCUCUUAUAUCCCGACCCACACAGAGAGUGUCUGUGGAGAGAGAAGCUCCUGCCCCUCAGUCAUCUGCUGUCCCACCAAACACCAAGCGGCCUCAGGAGGGGGAUCCACCCUCUGUUCCAGCUUCUUCUAUUCAACCGCCUCCAAAUGCACGGAUAGAUAUUCCCCCUGGUCAGGAGAACAGCUACCCCCCCCAGCAACCUCAUGUUCCUGCUGCUGAGCCCUCGCAGCUUCAGGGGGCCCGCUCUCCAGAGCCAGACAUCAAAAUGGAUGAAAAUGAGCAGAGUCCUCAACACGAACCUGUGAACCUCAGUAUGAACGCCUCACCCUGCAGUCAGUUAUUAGAGCAGAUCAGCAGCGAGGAGGCUUUGGCACAGACUGCACAGUUGAAGAGCCAAGACAUUGAUGACAUCCUGAAAGAAGUGAUUGAGGAGGAGAGAGAGAAGGCAGAAAGGGCGAGGAUCCUAGCACCUGCAAAGAAUGACAACAAGCCUGAUCCUGUUAUUGGGCUGGACCUGGACUUCAAUUACAACGAGCUGUCAGAUAUCGUUCAGCUGGAUGGUCCUGCAGGGAACUCCGACAUGGAGGAGGAAGAGGGAGGUCCCCUGGAAGAGAACGACUUUCUGGGUAUAAUCAACGCAGAGGCCAUAAAAGCACUGCAGGAGGGAGAGGGAAGCAGUGACGGUAACAGCAUCUCCUCCAGCAGCGACAGCGAGGUAGCAGAACUCGAAGAAGCAGUUGAAGAGGAUCCUUUGAACUCAGGCGAUGAUGUGAUCGAGCAGGACAUCCCAGAUCUCUUUGACACUGACAAUGUAAUCGUCUGCCAGUAUGACAAAAUCCAUCGAAGCAAGAACCGCUGGAAGUUUCAUUUGAAAGAUGGCGUGAUGUGUUACGGAGGCAGGGACUACGUGUUCUCUAAAGCUGUCGGGGAGGCUGAGUGGUGAUGAGCAUCCGCGCUCUUGAACGCACCAGGUGAUCAUGUCGAACGUCGGGGAAACGGAUUCAAAAGGGAAAAAUAAUCUGUGAAUUUAGACCUUGGUGGUGUCAUUUGGCUCGCAGAGAAGGCAGUUAAACACCUCUGAGUGAAAUCACUGAUACUUUAGUUUUCCAUUAUGUAAUUAUCAGAGCAAUACCGCAAGUCAUUUAAGCAUAACAACCAAUUACAUACGGCGUUGCUUGUGGAUCAAGUGUGCUGAGACAAACAGCAUGCAUUUCUGUUGUUAAAUGUUUACCUGAAAAUACUUUUCUUUGUUAGUAGAGCAAAACAUAAUUUGACCUGGAAUAUUGUUUCUUCUGUCAUGAUCAUGUUGCUUUGCAGGUACCUAAUGUGCUGUUUGAUUUUCAAAAGUUGUAAUGCCUUGCCUUUAAUGAUGCUUCAAAUACAAAGAACUGCACUGUUGUGCUGCAUUCAA
Messenger RNA from Eleginops maclovinus (Patagonian blennie), 2128 nucleotides. It is a transcript of the gene gtf2a1l, whose product is annotated as general transcription factor IIA, 1-like. Gene Ontology annotation, cellular component: transcription factor TFIIA complex. The transcript has 9 exons. Gene Ontology annotation, biological process: transcription by RNA polymerase II; transcription initiation at RNA polymerase II promoter. Lineage: Eukaryota; Metazoa; Chordata; Actinopteri; Perciformes; Eleginopidae. The record is from RefSeq and is a predicted model, not a curated record. The coding region runs from base 335 to 1660 and encodes 441 amino acids.